Molecule: messenger RNA, 336 nt
Organism: Microthlaspi erraticum
Lineage: Eukaryota; Viridiplantae; Streptophyta; Magnoliopsida; Brassicales; Brassicaceae
Source: the annotation of a GenBank genome assembly
AUGGCAGAUGUUGUAGUGAUCUCAGAGACCAUAGUCCGACCCGAGAGCUACGACGAAGGAUCGGGUCGGGUUAAGAUCCAUCUCUCUCCAUGGGAUCUCUUCUUUCUUCGAGCCGAAUACCCACAAAGGGGUCUGCUCUUUCCACAACCCGACCCGAAAACCGAUUUCAUCGCUCAACUGAAAUCCUCUCUUUCCGUCGCGUUGAAGAUUUUCUACCCAUUCGCGGGACGUCUAGUCAAGACCGACAACGAAGAUGACAAAACGGCGUCCUUCUUCGUAGAUUGCGAUGGUUCAGGUGUUAAAUUCGUCCACGCUUCAGCUAAAGUAGAAAUGUAA